AUGUCGACCUUUUCGAACGAGUCCUUCUCGAAACUGGCAUCGAUUUCCACGCCGAGAAUCUCAGGAUUCUCGUGGAUUUGGUCCUACUAUCUCAUCCCUGCGAUUGUGGCCUACCCUUUUCUCUGCUCAGCUCUCCGCUUACGCCGACUGAACGCCCUCCGCGCCAAGUUCAAGUAUGGCACGCCUGAGCACCCGUCGUACGAGGGAAUGACCGUCAAAGAAGCCCAUGAUAUUCUUAGAGCUGUGAGCGACCUGGAAUUCCCGUCCUUAUUCGAGAAAGGCCUCCAAUUUGCACUUUUUCGGACGUACGCAAUUCCGAGCAUUAGCGAGCUCUUGGUAAAGACAACGCAACUCGUUGCAGAGAAGAAUGUGCCCAAGCGCUACGCUGACACUGGCGUAUUGCUCGGCGAUAUGUACGGUGGCGAGCCGGACAGCGACAGAUGUAUCGAGGCUUACGCCAGACUGAAUUAUUUACACGGGCAUUACAUCAAACAAGGCAAAAUCAGUAAUGAUGAUAUGCUGUAUACAUUGUCGUUGUUUCUCAGCCAGCCUGUGGAAUGGAUCAACAAGUACGAGUGGAGACAACUUACCGACUUGGAAGUAUGCGCAAUGGGCGUAUUCCACAAAGCAAUGGGCGACGGGAUGGAAAUAUCUUUCGAGAAGCUCCCUUCAUAUUCGACAGGAUGGAAAGAUGGCCUGCACUUCUAUCGGGAGCUGGAUACCUGGUCGAAGCAAUAUGAGAAGACAUAUAUGGUGCCUCAUCAGAAGAACUACGACACGGCGGUGCAGACUCGAAACUUGCUACUGAGCACUCAUCCUCCCUUCAUGAAGCCUAUUCUUACCAAGGUUGUGAGCGCUCCCUUGGACGACCGGCUGAGGAAAGCAAUCAUGUUCGAAGAGGCACCGUCGUCAUACCGAGCAUGCUUCCACGGCUUCAUGGAAUUGCGACGUUUCUUGCUUAGAUAUCUUGCUUUACCUAGGCCUCCAUUCAUGGCAAAGCAGCUCAUGACAAAGAAACCUGAUGCGAACGGCAGACGAUACUAUGUUACGUGGGACACUGCACCUGUCUACGUCAAGCCAACUCUGUGGAAUCGAUGGGGUCCUGGGGCAAUGAUUCACCUCCUGCUUGGAAUCCCCCGUCCGGGAGACCCAGGUACAUAUCCUGAAGGAUUCGAGAUCAGGAGUACUGGACCAUCUGUGUUUGCCGGCAAGGGAUCCAAAGAAAUGGAGAUAACCAGAGAAAGACUGAAGAAGGAGAGGACAGGCGGCUGUCCGUUUGCCGUCGGUCGAGCUUGA
Messenger RNA from Fonsecaea nubica, 1296 nucleotides. RefSeq lists its product as hypothetical. The transcript has a single exon. NCBI's taxonomy places the organism in Eukaryota, Fungi, Ascomycota, Eurotiomycetes, Chaetothyriales, Herpotrichiellaceae. Gene Ontology annotation, molecular function: oxidoreductase activity. The coding region runs from base 1 to 1296 and encodes 431 amino acids. The record is from RefSeq and is a predicted model, not a curated record.